CAGAGCUGAUCCUCCGCGCGACUUAACUGCCCAGAGACAUCUUUCCACAGCAUUCUCUGCUGUCUUUAACUUUACACUGGCUAGUGACUAAACAAAUACGCCUUAUAGCAAUGUAAACUGCAUUGGAAACACUUAGGGAACCGUAUAUCUCUUGAUAAUGCUGUCAAGCUCGCAUUAACCUGGUAUAUGGCUUCCGUAAAUGCAACAGACAUGUCUCCCCGCUGAGAAAACAACCGGUGCUGUUCUGCUGCGUUCAAGUUUUCAGGUGUGGUGCCGAGCCCAUGGAGAAGCCAUCAUCUUCAGGCAAAGCAGCUCUGGAGGAGAGGAGGGGUCUAGUGGAGGACAGCUGGGUGCUGAGGGGGGCUGGGGGAGGGGAGGUGGACCCUCAGACUCCGAGGAAGAGCAGCUCCUCUCGCUCUUCCCGCAAGAGCUUCCGCCUGGACUACCGGCUGGAGGAGGAAGUGACAAAGUCCUGUCGGGACAAAAAUGGCCGCUGGACCAACCCUUGGCCCACAUGGCGCUUCCCCUCCUACACCACCCUGCUCAGAUUCCUGCUGCUGGAUAAAAACCACAGCAAUGUACCAACCAGUAAAGAGGCUCUGGACAACGAGCUCCCCGUGCUGGAGCCGUACUUCAUCCAGACCCCGGACCUCUCUGAGUCGGGCCCCGGGCUGAGGGUCACCUGGCUGGGUCACGCCACAGUUCUGGUGGAGAUGGACGGGCUGAAUAUCCUCACAGACCCAAUGUUCAGCCAGAGGGCCUCACCCUUCCAGUUCAUGGGCCACAAAAGGUACCGAGGGCCCCCCUGCACUGUGGAACAGCUGCCCAGGAUCGAUGCUGUGGUCAUCAGUCAUUCUCACUAUGACCAUCUGGAUGCUGGGUCUGUGGCCAGCCUGAACGCACGCUUCGGAGGGGAGCUACGCUGGUUCGUGCCCCUGGGUUUGAUGGACUGGCUGGUGAAGACAGGCUGUGAGAAUGUGAUGGAGCUGGAUUGGUGGGAGGAGAACUGUGUCCCCGGUCACGAUGACGUCACAUUCGUCUGCACACCGUCUCAGCACUGGAGCAAACGCACCGCGCUCGACGAUAACAAGUCUUUAUGGAGCAGCUGGUCUAUUUUGGGUCCGGACCAUCGAUUCUUCUUCACUGGUGAUACCGGCUACUGCUCUUCCUUCCAGGAGAUCGGACGACGCUUCGGACCGUUUGACCUCGCGGCAAUCCCCAUCGGAGCCUACCUGCCCAGGUUCUGCACAUUAUACACACACUGUCUACGUUCAUCAUGCCUAUUAUUUCCUCCAGUCAACAUGGGACAUGAUGCAGGGGCAGCAUGUAGAUCCAGAAGAGGCUGUUCAGGUCCACCAAGACCUUCAGGCCAAACAGUCCGUGGCCAUCCACUGGGGAACGUUCGCUCUCGCCUAUGAGUUCUACCUGGAGCCUCCGGUGCGUCUCAGAGAGGCCCUGGAGCAGAAAGGACUGAAGCCAGACUCUUUCUUCACUCUGCACCACGGGGAGUCUCGACUCAUUUCCUCCCAGGAAGAUGUUUUUGACUGAUCCCCUGUGCAUCUGAAACUUAGAGCAGAACAAUUGUGUUAAUCAUAAUUUCAUGGACUACAGUCAUUUAAGACUGAAAACAAUGUAUGCAUAUCAUCAACUGAAAAUAGUUAAUUUAAAUGUUACACAGUAGUACUGUUUACAUACUGAAAUGUCUGAGUCGUGCUCUUGUCAUGGUGGGCAAAACAGGAGCUGUGUCUUCACCCAAAAAUAAUUCUGAUUUACUCUACGCAUGGGAAACAUUUGAAUAUGCAGUGGAAGUCUCAAAGAGGAUUUAUAUCAUUGUAACAAAAAAGAGGUAAGAGCAAAUUAGCCAUAUCUAGAGACUUUUGUUUCCAUGAAGUGAUAACUUCCGUUAAUGUAAGUAGACAUUAGGGUGGUCUGUAAAACACUUUCAGCUCUAAGGAGGAGGACUUCUGGUCCAGAUCGGACCCACAAACUGCCACUGAGAAGAAAUCUGCAUGCUUAUGUCCCCGGGUGACAUAAUGUUUUUGGCAAAAAUGUGGCCAGACUUUAUUUGUAUAUCCGACUAUAAAUAGUCAAAUACAAUGCCAAUUUAAGUCACAUGGAGUAACUCGUGCUCGUCCCAUGUGACUCUCUUAAAUUGAGGUGUGAAUGUAUGCGAGUUUGUGGGGUUGAACCACUUACCUUCAGUAUGCAGCAGCUUCAUGUUGACACGCACGAAGUUCCUGUGAGCUGUAAUUUAAACAGUCAACUAUUAGAAAGUUACUCAGAGUAGUAGAGUUGCUAGCCAAUGCCACAAUACCAACAUGUAUUUCUCUGAAUGUACUUUGGCCAACCCAAAUCUACUUGAGAUGCAGAAAUGUCCAAAUAAAUCAGAUGUGUAUGAGAUGAAGCCCUGUGUGCUAAGAGAGUGCUGCUGGGAGGUGCAGGCAGGAGCUGAGCUGGGAUCAGCUCCAUGCACUGCACACAUAUUUCUGUGUUUGACGCUCUGGAGACUUUGUUCUCUUUGCUCUUCAGUAUGAUCAUUCACAUUUUUUAAUCUGAGGCUGACAGUAGAAUCAUUUGAGUACUAAACUAUUGAACAGAUUGUUCUUUAUGCUGGAUCUUUGAAGCCUGAAUGUAUGAAAAGUGGACAGCACAAUGUUGGGUUCAGUUUGUGGCCUGGUUACAUUCACAAAGGCAGUGUGUGGAUUACACUGUGUCACAGUUUGCCAUUAAAAUAACUUGUGAUCAAA
Molecule: messenger RNA, 2747 nt
Organism: Notothenia coriiceps (black rockcod)
Lineage: Eukaryota; Metazoa; Chordata; Actinopteri; Perciformes; Nototheniidae
Gene: napepld
Product: N-acyl phosphatidylethanolamine phospholipase D
Exons: 10
Coding region: 282-1418 (378 amino acids)
Biological process (GO): N-acylethanolamine metabolic process; N-acylphosphatidylethanolamine metabolic process
Cellular component (GO): cytoplasm; membrane-bounded organelle
Molecular function (GO): zinc ion binding; N-acylphosphatidylethanolamine-specific phospholipase D activity
Source: RefSeq, a predicted model, not a curated record